Messenger RNA from Cladocopium goreaui, 1593 nucleotides. Lineage: Eukaryota; Dinophyceae; Suessiales; Symbiodiniaceae. The record is from the annotation of a GenBank genome assembly.
GUAGAAGCGACGCUUUGCAAUUCUUUAAGACACCUGGCUGCCCAGUCUGCGGAGGCUGAGGCUAUGUCAACAUGCUCAUCCACUUUGGUCAGAGCCUUGCCCCGCAGAGUUUGUGGCAGGCGGGGUCCAAGCUGGUCCCAUCAAGGGCGGCGAGCGUUUGCAGGCUUUGGCCAAUUUCCCUUUGGUGCUGGUGGUUUCCCAGGACAAGGUCCACCCCCAGGUGGAGGAGAUGAUAGGCUGUACCAGUUGCUUGGGAUCGAUCGCACUGCUGAUGAGGCGGCAAUCAAGAAAGCUUACAAGAAGGAGGCAAUGAAGCAUCACCCGGACCGUGGCGGUGACGAAGCCAAAUUCAAAGACAUUUCCAAAGCAUACGAGGUCUUAUCGGACCCUCAGAAGCGUCAAAUCUAUGACGCUUAUGGCGAAGAAGGGCUGGAAGGUGCUGCUGGUGCAGAUGCAGGUGGUGCUCAGGGAAUGAAUCCCUUUGAUUUAUUCAGUCACAUUUUUGGUUUUCAAGCUGGAAACCAACAAAGACGUGGCAGACCCGUAACGGAAAGCGUAAGCUACGAAGUGGAGCUUACGCUUGAGGAGCUUUAUGCUGGCACCAGCAGAAGCGUUAGAUACGACAAGAGCAAGAUCUGCAACUCUUGCAGUGGGACAGGUGGCAAAAACCCACAACAGUGCCAGCGCUGCAAGGGUCUCGGAUAUGUUGUGACGAUGCAGCAGUUUGGGCCAAUGAUUCAGCAGUCGCAGUCUGUUUGCUCAACAUGCAAAGGAAAGGGAGUUAUUAUACUCCCAAAGGAUGUUUGUACCUCUUGCAGAGGCGGAGGGACUGUGAAGGAAAAAACGCCGUUCGAGAUCAAGAUCGAACCGGGGGAACAGGACGGUCACGCGUUCUGCUUCCGCGGUGCUUCGGACGAGGCGCCUGGACACGACCCUGGGGAUCUCAUCAUCAGGAUUCGAGAGAAAACGCACCCUUUGUUUCAGCGAGUCGAGGACAGUUUGGUCAUGGUGCGAAAAAUCAGCUUAGCAGAAGCCCUUUGCGGCUUCAAUUUUACCACGAAGUUUUUGGAUGGCCAAAAUCUGGUUAUCUCCAGUGAACCCGGCAAGGUGAUGAAGCCUGGUGACCUCCUGGUGGUUCCCGGGAAGGGCAUGCCUAGGAAACAGUCCACGAAGCGCGGAAAUCUUUUUGUGCAGAUCCAGGUGGAUUUCCCUCAGGAAGUUCCCGAGAAUAGCCGAGAGCGGCUGGCUCAACUGCUUGGGGGAGAACUGCCCAAGGAGGAGCCCAACGGCGAAGUCGCAAAGAAACUAUCAGCGCAGCAGGAGCAAAGCGUGAAGGAGGGUUGGCGACAGCAUGCCCAGAGAAAAGAAGAGCGACAAUCUACUCAACAAUGUGCCGUGCAAUGAACAAUGCUUGCAGGCAUUCCUUGUGAUAUGGACAUUUGAUGACAUUUGUUUUGUUGAUCUAUCACUUGAAACUGUGCGUGUUUUUUGGACGGUCUCGCGUGUUUUUUUCCGUUUUAGACUAUUAUUUUGAUUUUUGGGCAGUACCGACUUACCAACUCAUACCAAUGACCAGAUCGAAACGGACUGUCC